This is a messenger RNA of Haplochromis burtoni (Burton's mouthbrooder), 2452 nucleotides long. RefSeq names its product RNA-binding protein 4. Gene Ontology annotation, molecular function: mRNA binding. Gene Ontology annotation, biological process: mRNA splicing, via spliceosome. The record is from RefSeq and is a predicted model, not a curated record. The transcript has 3 exons. Gene Ontology annotation, cellular component: cytosol; nuclear speck. Lineage: Eukaryota; Metazoa; Chordata; Actinopteri; Cichliformes; Cichlidae. Bases 20 to 1054 code for a protein of 344 amino acids.
GUACUACACUGGAGCAACAAUGGUAAAGAUCUUUAUCGGUAACCUCUCUCAGAACACUGAGAAGGAUGAGAUUGAAGCUCUGUUUACUCAGUACGGCACAGUAACAGAAUGUGCCAAGUACAAAAACUAUGCUUUUGUUCACAUGGAAGACCGCAAAUCUGCCACCAAAGCAAUCCGUGAACUGCAUCUUCAUAAGCUGAAUGGCAGACCCAUCAACGUAGAGCCAAGCAGAAGCAAGAACCAGGGCCCCGUGAAGCUUCACGUGGCCAAUGUGGAGAAGGGCUUUGACAAAGAGCUCCGUGACCUGUUUUUGGAGUAUGGCAAUGUCACGGAGUGCUCCAUCGUCAAAAACUUUGCCUUUGUGCAUAUGCCUAAUUCUGACGAGGCCAUGGAUGCCUUGCAGGGCCUGGAUAAUACAGAGUUUCAAGGGAAACGCAUACACGUUCAAAUAUCAAAAAGCAGACCGAGAGGGGAACCAGAGGAGGAGGAGUAUCCACCUCCGCCUGUGAGAGGAGGCUAUUUUCCUCCUCCCUUUCCAGGGGAGAGACCCGAGCCUCCCUACAGAGGCCGCAUGUCCGCUUACCCUCCUCCUCCUCCGCCCCCGCCACCUCCCCCUCCUCCGAGACGAGCAGCGUAUCCUGAUCGUGGCUAUGGCGAUCGAGAACCUUAUGGGGUGGUCGAUUUCUAUGAGAAAUACAGAGCCCGUCCUUACCCCCCGAACUUCGAUGACAGGCGUCCCAGUGCCAUCCCCCCUCCACCCCCUCCUCCCUCUGCAUUGGUUAGGGAGCGUCUCGGAAUGGGCUCUCUUGAUCCGUAUGAGCGGCGUCCACUGCCCCCUCCUGCAGGUUACAUGGCGAGGGAUCGAAGCCCUAUCAGAAGAGCCCCCCCUCCGCCUGCUCCUGCAGCUGGUAAUGGUUACUCCUACGAGCGUUCUCGAUUGUCUCCAAUGUCAAGGGCGCCAAUGUACGCAGUUCCCCGUCCCCGGGAAGCCUACUCGGAGAGAGUGCCGCCGCCGCCACCACCACCGCCGCCGCCUCGCUAUGCAGGCUAUUAAGACACCUCGAGUGUAAUACAAGGUUUAGAAUAUGACAAGAUCGUCGUCGUCUGCUGAUGCACGUGGCGCUAUACGCACCCCUCCCCCCUCCCAUGUCUAUGGCGGAUUGCGUUGCGUUUGCUGAGACUUACUGGAAGAUACUGUAUUGCGGACAGCCCCGUAUUUUAAAAAUAUACGAUUUCUUUGUCUGCAGUUCUUCUGAGCUGAUCAUGCCUUUUUCUCCUCCUCUCUUUGUUUUCCUGUUAAAAGCUUUCAAAAUGUUUUGCAGAAUAGGUGCUUGGACUUCCAGUGUGACCAAAACUGGACACUCUGCUUUUCAAUUUUUCUAAGUGGAAAAUGUAAUCUGGGAAACUGUGACCUAUUUCUUCUUUUUAGAACAAGGGAUUCAUUUAGAUACAAAUACGUGUAGGCUUUGUAAGCAAAAAUUGUUUAUUUUAAGAUUGUUGGUUGAUUACAAAAUGCUUAUUGAUCCAAGUUUUAAAGAAAUUUCAGCAUAGUAGUUCUUAAAUACAACACCUGCUGUUGGAGGUUGUACAGCAAUCUUUAAGAUUUGCGACACAUGUUAGCAUGAAGUUUCAGUGUGGUUUUGUUCUUUUUACACUUUGUGUUCUUUUCAUGCGACAGUAGACUCCUUAGCCACCAUUUAUGUAUGAUUUUUAUUUACUUUACAGAUUGCUUUUUUUGAAAGCUUUUUAAUAAAUGAAUAAAACAAAACAAAAAAAAUUUAACUGUGAAAUUAUUCCUCGUUGCGUUGGCCUCUUAGGACGAAAACCAAUUCGUCAGAUAAGAUUUAGCUUUCUUUACUCUUGAAACACUUUCAGUUUCACUCUUCAGUCCUGAUAUUAUCAGCAUGACACAUGGUAGGUGUUUAUUUUUUUAAUCCUCAGCUCACUACUAGAAAACCUGCCAGACUGGUUUUCCAUGUAAAGUGUGAAAAACUAUAAUGCUUAUUAACCCCCUGCCCCUCUCCCCCCUUUUUGUGACACACCCGAGACUUACCACUGCCUUCUUGAACUCUUGCCAGGUUAGACUGCAAAAAGAAACCAAAAGUUGAUUUAACUUUAAAGCUCAAAUCCAGCGCAGUUAAUGAAGUACGGAAAUGUCAACUCCCAAAAGUCGCAAAAAAAUAGGCAACUUAAACUUCCGUUCCACUCUGGCUAGACAAAGAUUUUUUUUAAAGCUGUGUACACCGGCUUCUCCGUGUUUUGAAGUCACAUUUCGUCAGUCAUCUCCCAUUGCCUACCUUGGGUUUUUCAUCGAUGGCCCCAUGCUUCUGUCCAAAGUUUAUUUAUUUGUAUCAUCCUUCAUUUCAUACAUUUUAGUCAUUUUUCUACUAUUUCUAAAUUAAUAUAUGUAACACAUGAAAUGCGUGUGUGAUAUUCUUAGCCUGUGUGCUCU